AGUGCACACUGUUGGGCUGGGCCUAGCUUGCUUUGGUGGAGGCGAGUUGGGAAGCACCUGCUGGGAAGGGAGGGUCGGAUUUUGGGCUCACACUGUAGGCUCCUUGCUGGAGCUUCAGGGCGUCUGCCCAGCUGGCUUGCUGCUAAGAAGGCAGAAAAAGGCGCCGCUGAUCACCAUGGGGGUCUUUCUGGAAAUGCCCCUGCCCCUGCUGCUGUCACUGUUGGUGAAUCUGAUCGUCUCGCUGCUGGGCUUUGUGGCCACGCUCACCCUCAUCCCCGCCUUCCACGGCCACUUUAUGAGCGCGGGCCUGUCUGGAAAGGACCUCAACAAACAUGACCAGAAGCGGAUCCCAGAGGCCCAGGGAGUGAUCAGCGGUGCAGUUUUCCUUAUCAUCCUCUUCUGCUUCAUCCCUUUCCCUUUCCUGAACUGUUUUAUGGAGGAGCAGUGCAAAGAUUUCCCCCACCAUGAAUUUGUGGCCCUGAUAGGUGCCCUCCUUGCCAUCUGCUGCAUGAUUUUCCUGGGCUUCGCCGAUGAUGUGCUGAACCUGCGCUGGCGCCACAAACUCCUGCUGCCCACCGCUGCCUCCCUCCCGCUCCUCAUGGUCUAUUUCACCAACUUCGGCAACACCACUAUAGUGGUCCCCAAGCCCUUACGAUGGCUUCUUGGCCUGCAUCUGGACUUGGGGAUCCUGUAUUAUGUGUACAUGGGGCUGCUGGCAGUGUUCUGUACCAAUGCCAUCAACAUCCUGGCAGGAGUGAAUGGUCUAGAAGCUGGCCAGUCUCUUGUCAUUUCUGCUUCCAUCAUUGUCUUCAACUUGGUAGAGCUGGAAGGUGAUUAUCGAGAUGAUCAUGUCUUUUCCCUCUACUUCAUGAUACCCUUUUUUUUCACCACCUUGGGACUGCUCUAUCAUAACUGGUAUCCAUCACAGGUGUUUGUGGGUGAUACUUUCUGUUACUUUGCUGGCAUGACCUUUGCUGUAGUGGGCAUCCUUGGACACUUCAGCAAGACCAUGCUGCUCUUCUUCAUGCCCCAGGUGUUCAACUUCCUCUACUCGUUGCCUCAGCUCCUGCACAUCAUCCCUUGCCCUCGCCACCGUAUGCCCAGACUCAAUAUCGACACAGGCAAAUUGGAAAUGAGUUAUUCCAGGUUCAAGACCAAGAGCCUCUCUUCCUUGGGCACCUUUAUUCUAAAGAUAGCAGAAAGCCUGCGGCUAGUGACUGUGCGACGUGGUGCGAAUGAGGACGGGGCCUAUACCGAGUGCAACAACUUGACCAUCAUCAACUUGCUGCUGAAAGUCUUGGGGCCCACGAAUGAGAGAAACCUCACGGUGUUUCUGCUGCUAGUGCAGGUCCUGGGCAGUGUGCUUACCUUCUCCAUCCGGUAUCAGCUUGUCCGCCUGUUCUAUGAUGUGUGAGGCACCUCGUUGUUGCUGCCCAUUACUUCAUUCUCCAGGGUGCCUGACUCAGGCCAGCCUCUUUCUGGACCAAGAAUACCUCCUGGCCAGGCCAUGUUUAUCCUUCAUUAGAUUUUGCUCUCAGCAUUUUCCUUCCACUACAAUGACUGACUGACUGGUCGGCUGAACAUUGGCCUCUAACUGUGGCCUUCUGCAUUUGUCACUCGCCUUCUCCAGCUUGUGCAGGCUGUGACAUUCAAGCUGUUAUCCAACAACACUUGACUCAGAACAUGGCAGGCCUGGGGGAUGAAAAAAAAACCUUGGUUGGGAAUAGGAAAGAGAGGACCGAAGGUGACUUGAUGUCAGAUUAUAAAUGAUGUAUUCUGAUUACUAUCCGCAGACAGGGGCCUGGUGCUCCCAGUGUUAAACAAUAAAGUGUGAUCUUUU
Messenger RNA from Suncus etruscus (white-toothed pygmy shrew), 1840 nucleotides. It is a transcript of the gene DPAGT1, whose product is annotated as dolichyl-phosphate N-acetylglucosaminephosphotransferase 1. Gene Ontology annotation, molecular function: UDP-N-acetylglucosamine-dolichyl-phosphate N-acetylglucosaminephosphotransferase activity. The coding region runs from base 176 to 1414 and encodes 412 amino acids. Lineage: Eukaryota; Metazoa; Chordata; Mammalia; Eulipotyphla; Soricidae. Gene Ontology annotation, cellular component: membrane. The record is from RefSeq and is a predicted model, not a curated record. Gene Ontology annotation, biological process: dolichol-linked oligosaccharide biosynthetic process; protein N-linked glycosylation. The transcript has 9 exons.